CGGCCGAUGCGCACGCGUCCCGGGAGGGGCGCGCGGGACCCGCCCGCGCCGCCACUGCGCAGCCUCCCGCGGCCUCCCCGCCCGGCGCAGCCUCCCGCAGCCUCCCCGCCGCCGCUCUCGCCCCGGCCGGCCAUGGCGCUCAACAAUUUCCUUUUCGCGCAGUGCGCCUGCUACUUCUUGGCCUUCCUGUUCAGCUUCGUGGUGGUGGUCCCGCUGUCCGAGAACGGCCACGGCUUCCGCGGCCGCUGCCUGCUCUUCACCGAGGGCAUGUGGCUGAGCGCCAACCUCACGGUGCAGGAGCGCGAGCGCUUCACGGUGCAGGAGUGGGGCCCGCCGGCCGCCUGCCGCUUCAGCCUGCUCGCCAGUCUCCUGUCUCUGCUGCUGGCCGCCGCGCACGCCUGGCGCACGCUCUUCUUCCUCUGCAAGGGACACGAGGGCUCCUUCUUCUCCGCCUUCCUGAACCUCCUGGUCGGCGCCUUCGUGGUCUUCCUGGUCUUCAUUGCCAGCACCAUCGUCAGCGUGGGCUUCACCAUGUGGUGUGACACCAUCACCGAGAAGGGCACCGUGCCCCACAGCUGUGAAGAGCUCCAGGACAUCGACUUGGAGCUGGGCGUGGACAACUCCGCCUUCUACGAUCAGUUUGCAAUUGCCCAGGUCCAGUUCCGGACCCCAGACUGGCCUCUGAAGGCCCUUGCUGGCCAUGGCUAGCCUGAGGACGCUUCUCCUGGCCAGGAGCCCUCCAAGGGUGCUGGACAUGGGUGGGCCUGAAUGCUCUUUGCUGAGAUGAACUGGAUCUGUCAAAGACAGCUUCAUGCAAAUUUAGUGACUGCAAGAGGCCUCAGGCCUAAUUUGUGCCAAUUGGAUUAAGGUGUGAGUGCAGUCUGAUGACAAAUACGCUCAAACGAGAAUCAGCUUAAUGUGGCUCAGGCCUGGUUCUGAUUAAAUUGUUUCUCCUUCAGCUGUUUGGAAA
This is a messenger RNA of Symphalangus syndactylus (siamang), 970 nucleotides long. It is a transcript of the gene TMEM179, whose product is annotated as transmembrane protein 179. NCBI's taxonomy places the organism in Eukaryota, Metazoa, Chordata, Mammalia, Primates, Hylobatidae. The record is from RefSeq and is a predicted model, not a curated record.